CCCAUGUGAUUGCCAAAGCUAAAGGCCUUGCCAUUCUGUCUGUGAUCAAAGCUGGGUUCCUGGUGACUGCCAGGGGAGGCAGUGGGAUCGUCCUGGCCCGCCUUCCAGAUGGAAGUAUCGGAUCUGGUGAUAAUUCUGAACUAUGAUAGAGCCGUUGAAGCUUUUGCGAAAGGUGGGAAUCUGACGCUUGGAGGGAACUGUACUGUGGCUGUUGGGCCCUUGGGAAGGAACCUGGAAGGAAAUGUGGCCCUGAGGAGCUCUGCAGCUGUCUUCACAUACUGCAAGUCCAGGGGGCUCUUCGCAGGCAUCUCUCUAGAAGGGAGCUGUCUAAUUGAAAGGAAAGAAACUAACCGGAAAUUCUACUGCCAGGACAUUCGAGCCUGUGACAUCUUAUUUGGAGAUGUGCCACGACCUGCACAAGCCGAAGAUCUUUAUGAGAUUCUUGAUUCCUUCACCCAGAAGUACGAGAGUGAGGCGCAGCGCACCAACGCCAGGAGAGCAGCCAGGGAGCUGCACAAGGCUAAGGAAUUACCUCCAAAGCCGUCCUCAAGACCACAGGGGUCAUCUGCAGCAGCCCAGCCGAGCUCCAGCUCUCAAAGUAACAGAAAUGAAUAUAAACUGUAUCCUGAGCUUUCCAGCUAUCAUGAGACUGUUGGCGGUUCAAAUCAGCCAAUAGAAGUGACAGCACUGUAUUCUUUUGAAGGACAGCAGCCGGGAGACUUGAAUUUCCAAGCUGGAGACAAAAUCAUAGUUACAUCAAAAACUGAUUCACAUUUUGAUUGGUGGGAAGGAAAUCUUCGUGGCCAAACUGGCAUUUUUCCAGCCAACUAUGUAACCAUGAAUUAAAGUUUUGUUAUUUUC
Molecule: messenger RNA, 861 nt
Organism: Ictidomys tridecemlineatus (thirteen-lined ground squirrel)
Lineage: Eukaryota; Metazoa; Chordata; Mammalia; Rodentia; Sciuridae
Source: RefSeq, a predicted model, not a curated record